GGGGAGGAGACGGGCGGGGGCGCGCGCAGCGGGAGGAGGGGGCGCGCGCUUCCCGGAACAGCUUUCGCUGAGAGAAGAGAGGAAGAAAAUAAAACCCGCGGCCGGCAAGCUGAAGCUGCCGCCGCUGCUGCCUCGGCCGUGUGGAGCUCCCCCGCGCGGACGAUGCCUGCGGUGGCAGCGCGGGGCUCGGGGCGGUGAGGGCCGGGGCGCAGGGUAGCUAUGGAGACCACGAGCGCGGCCCGCGGCGCCGCCUGACAGGUGUGGGCUCCGGCGGCGGCGGCGGCGGCGGCGGCAGCGGCGGCUCGGAGCAGCAUGUACGCCAAGGGGGGAAAGGGUUCAACGGUGCCCUCCGACAACCAGGCCCGCGAGAAGUUGGCACUGUAUGUAUAUGAGUACCUGCUGCAUGUGGGUGCCCAGAAAUCAGCCCAGACCUUUCUGUCCGAGAUCCGAUGGGAGAAGAACAUCACGCUGGGGGAGCCCCCUGGCUUCCUGCACUCCUGGUGGUGUGUGUUCUGGGACUUGUACUGUGCUGCGCCUGACCGCAGAGAGGCAUGUGAGCGCUCGGAGGAGGCCAAGGCCUUCCAGGACUACGGCACUGUAGCGGCCCCCAGUCCUGUGAUGGGGAGCAUGGCCCCCAAUGACGCAAUGGCAGCCGGCCCCAUGGCACCUGGCUUCUUCCAGCCCUUCAUGUCACCAAGGUUCCCAGGGGGCGCCCGGCCAACCCUGCGGAUGCCGAGCCAGCCCGCCAUGGGCCUCCCCGGCUCCCAGCCCCUCCUCCCUGGAGCCAUGGACCCCUCCCCGCGUGCUCAGGGACAUCCGAGCUUGGGCCCGAUGCAGAGGGUGACCCCUUCACGGGGCAUGGCCAGCGUCGGGCCUCAGAGCUACGGAGGUGGCAUGCGGCCCCCACCCAACUCUCUCGCUGGCCCGAGCCUGCCCCCAAUGAACAUGGGCCCCGGAGUGCGUGGCCCGUGGGCCAGCCCCAGUGGCAACUCGAUCCCCUAUUCCUCCUCUUCCCCGGGAAGCUACACGGUGAGUGGGGCCGAGGCCGCCCGACCCCGAGGAGGGGUGCAGGGGUUGUGGGGUGACACAUGGAGGACCUUCCUCACCGCUCUGUCCCUCCCUGUGCAGGGACCCCCAGGAGGAGGUGGACCGCCUGGAACACCCAUCAUGCCCAGCCCUGGAGACUCCACCAACUCCAGCGAGAAUAUGUACACCGUCAUGAACCCCAUCGGGCCGGCCGCCGGCAGGGCUAACUUCCCGCUCGGGCCGGGUCCGGAGGGCCCCAUGGCCGCUAUGAGUGCGAUGGAACCUCACCACGUGAACGGAUCCCUGGGCUCGGGCGACGUGGACGGGUUGCCGAAGAGCUCCCCCGGCGCUGUGGCCGGCCUGAGCAACGCCCCCGGCACCCCGCGGGACGACGGCGAGAUGGCGGCCGCCGGGACCUUCCUGCACCCGUUCCCGAGCGAAAGUGUAAGCGACUGCGUCGACUCUCCCCCCGCGGCGGCGUCGGGCCGGAGGGGCCUGGCGGGCAGACCCCGGCGGGGCGGCCGGGGGGCCAGAGCAAGACCGUGACCGCGGCGGGCCAGUACUCGCCCGGGAUGACGAUGAGCGUGUGAUGGGGCAGAAGCCCCUUGCCCACUGGCAGCCUUGGCUUCUGCCCAGCGCCCGGUCCCGGACAAAGCCCAGAGAGUCGGGUGGUCUGCCGGGUGAGGGUCUGAGGUCACAUCUCGGUCAGCUGGACUCCUGGUCAAGCUUGGAGAGCUGGGAGGCCCCGCACGAAGGACUGUCAUUUUAUUAAAAAGCAAGGACCUCAAAGACGCUCUUUCCUGUGUGGGCCCUUCCAGCCAUUUGUUUUGCCCAGGGGUUCUUCUUGGGGAACCUUUCCCUUGGACAGCUGGGGGGCCCUAUCAAUAAAUGUAACUUGGUUUUGGUUUUUGGUA
Manis pentadactyla (Chinese pangolin) is the source of this 1940-nucleotide messenger RNA. It is a transcript of the gene SSBP4, whose product is annotated as single stranded DNA binding protein 4. The record is from RefSeq and is a predicted model, not a curated record. Gene Ontology annotation, biological process: positive regulation of transcription by RNA polymerase II. Gene Ontology annotation, cellular component: nucleus. Bases 313 to 1572 code for a protein of 419 amino acids. The transcript is spliced from 16 exons. NCBI's taxonomy places the organism in Eukaryota, Metazoa, Chordata, Mammalia, Pholidota, Manidae. Gene Ontology annotation, molecular function: protein binding; single-stranded DNA binding.